AUGGCGGAUAAGAUGUUGGAGAGAUGCCGUAAAUGUCAUUUGCACGCUAACGGGACACAUUCUCCUCCUAUUGCUCUGUCAAUAUUAUUGUUGCUCUGGCCUUUUGCACAGUGGAGCCUUGAUCUCAUCGAGAUACUGCCAACGACACCCGGGCAGUUUAAAUAUGUAAUAGUGGUCGUUGACUACUACACGAAGUGGGUAGAGGCGGAUCCCCUGGAGAAGAUAACCACCGAGUGUGUGAAGAAUUUCUUGAUGAAAAAUAUACAUUGCAAAUUCGGGGUCCCAGAGACAAUAGUCACGAACAAUGGAACACAAUUCAACAACAACCAUCUGAUUGAGUUCACGAAUGACAUGGGCACCAAGAUGGUCUUCACAUCGGUGGCACACCCAUAG
Fragaria vesca subsp. vesca is the source of this 393-nucleotide messenger RNA. Its product is annotated as protein NYNRIN-like. Gene Ontology annotation, biological process: DNA integration. The record is from RefSeq and is a predicted model, not a curated record. The transcript has a single exon. The coding region runs from base 1 to 393 and encodes 130 amino acids. Gene Ontology annotation, molecular function: nucleic acid binding. Lineage: Eukaryota; Viridiplantae; Streptophyta; Magnoliopsida; Rosales; Rosaceae.